AUGUCCACGUCCGAAGUUGUCCUCAAUACCAGCAUGGGAAGACAAAUUCAUACUGAUAGCGCCAGUCGACUAAACCGCAUAUUCAUUAGUGAUAAAGGCGAUGGGGAGGGAGCGAGGGAGAGGGAGGGAGAGGGAGGGAGGGAGGAAGGUAAUGAAGAAGAAGAUGAAGGAGAAGGAGAAGGCGACGAUUUGGCCGAAGAAGUGGUAGGAGAGCAGGAGGAGGAGGAAGAGGAGGAAGAGGACGAGGAUGAGUUGGGGGGCACAAGUGACAAGCCAGAAGCAGGGCCACAGGCAAAUGGAGAGGCAGAGGUGGAAGCACGGGUAGAAGUGGAGGGUGGAGGCUGA
Molecule: messenger RNA, 345 nt
Organism: Echinococcus granulosus
Lineage: Eukaryota; Metazoa; Platyhelminthes; Cestoda; Cyclophyllidea; Taeniidae
Exons: 3
Coding region: 1-345 (114 amino acids)
Source: RefSeq, a predicted model, not a curated record